Messenger RNA from Polypterus senegalus (gray bichir), 3075 nucleotides. Its product is annotated as Fc receptor-like protein 5. The transcript has 18 exons. Bases 7 to 2436 code for a protein of 809 amino acids. Gene Ontology annotation, biological process: cell surface receptor signaling pathway. NCBI's taxonomy places the organism in Eukaryota, Metazoa, Chordata, Cladistia, Polypteriformes, Polypteridae. Gene Ontology annotation, molecular function: transmembrane signaling receptor activity. The record is from RefSeq and is a predicted model, not a curated record.
UGCAGGAUGCAGAUCUCUAAAGUUUACCUCUUUAUUGGUCUGACUGUCAGGAUGUUCUCAGCACAGGAGACAGAGUUGCUCCCCAAGUUCACACUGACAGUCCACCCUCAUGACACAGUGUGGGAGGGGGACUCGGUAACCCUGACUUGUCUGUAUGAGACAAACAAUCCAAAGGAGAAAGAACUGACAUACAAGUGGUACAGAGAAUUGACACCUCUGAGUGAAGGAAUUUUACAGAAUCAGUAUAAAAUAAAUUCUGCUCAGCAGAGCCAUACUGGGAAUUACUGGUGUGAGGUGACAAUAAAAAAGAGUAGCACUAAGAAGAAAAAAAGUGAUAAAAUGAAGGUAACAGUGAAAGAAAGGACAUCCACACUUGAUGUGAAGCCAGAACACUCAGAUAGGAGGAUAUUUGAAGGUGAUGAGGUCACCCUGCACUGUCUUGCAGAUGGAAAUCCUGUUGGGUGGACAUACAAGCUGUACAAGGGAACUUACGGGAAUGCUAUUAAAAGACAAAUGGCGAACACCUUCACCUUCAGCCCUGUGACUCUUUCAGACAGUAGUUGGUACUGUUGUCAAGCUGAAAACAGAAUGUUUUACACAAAACCUGGUAAUCGUAUAUCACUACAUGUAUCAGAGCUGUUCACAAAGCCCACACUGACAGUCACCCCUAAGGUCAUCUGGGAGGGAGACACUGUGACACUGAAGUGUCAGUCUGUAGGAUUUCUAGGAGUACAACUUCUAUAUGAAUUCUAUAAAGUGAGCUCUCUUGGUCAAAAUUCAAGAAAGGAUACAUACACAAUUCAAUCAGCUCAACAGAGCCAUAUGGGAAAAUACUGGUGUGAGGCGGAGGCCGAAGGAAAGAGGAUUAUGAAGAAAAACAGUGACAAUGUGCCAGUGACUGUGAAAGAAUGUCCUAAGGCGACAGUGAAGGUGAAGAAUGAGAAGAUUCCUGUGUACGUUGGAGACACAGUGACCAUGGAGUGCCUCAUUGAGAACUCCUUUGAAGGAUGGAAAUAUCGAUGGUACAAAAAGAAUCAGCCAUUCAUGGAGCACCAGAUUGAAUGGUAUACUCAUCAGACAUAUACAAUCCUGUCUGUGACUCAAUCUGACAGUGGAGAGUACUGGUGUAAUGCUUCUAGAAAUGACUCUCCUCGCUACGCACAGUCUAGAAGUCCCCUUACUCUGACAAUUCAGGAAUGUCCAAAGGCAACAGUGAAGGUGAAGAAUGAGAAGAUUCCUGUGUACGUUGGAGACACAGUGACCCUGGAGUGCCUCAUUGAGAACUCCUUUGAAGGAUGGAAAUAUCGAUGUUUUGAUUUGCUCUUUCCUGUAGAAUGUCCAAAGGCAACAGUGAAGGUGAAGAAUGAGAAGAUUCCUGUGUACGUUGGAGACACAGUGACCCUGGAGUGCCUCAUUGAAAACUCCUUUGAAGGAUGGAAAUAUCGAUGGUACAAAAAGAAUCAGCCAUUCAUGGAGCACCAGAUUGAAGGGUAUACUCAGCGGACGUAUACAAUCCAGUCUGUGACUCAAUCUGACAGUGGACAGUACUGGUGUAAUGCUUCUAGAAAUGACUCUCCUCGCUACGCACAGUCCAGAAGUCCCCUUUCACUGACAAUUCAGGCUAUGCACAUAACUCUGAAAUCUUCUCCUGGCUGGUCUGUAAAGGUGGGAGACUCCCUCAACCUGACUUGCACAUGGACUGGAAACCAAAGCUCUGACCCAACACUCCACUUCAGCUUCCUUAAAGAUAAUGUGACUGUAAAGAACAGAAGUGCUUCUGCAGUGUAUAACAUCAAACAGUGUGAUAAAAGCCACGCUGGGACCUACAUGUGUGUUGCAGAAUCACCAGGCGGAGGAAAAAUGUACAGCACAGAGAUGGAAAUUGAAGUGUGGGGGUCUCCUCUGACUGCUGCUUUAGUCAGUAUUGGACUUGUUCUGUUUUUGCUGGUACUUCUACUGCUGCUAUUUGUAUACCACAAGACUCGAGGCUUACCAUGCACUUGGAGUAAGAAUAUCAGGACAAAACAGAAGGAAUCUGAUGUGAGUACCCCUGGUGAGGGUGGUAUUAAGAUGGACUCACUGAAUAAAGAAGAGGAAAACUCAUCAAUGGUCUACUCUGAGCUGGUGUAUCUUCCUGACGAUAAGAAAAAAGGUAAUUCUACUGCUGAGUCUAGCACUGAGGUUGUGUAUUCAGACCUUGUAAUAGAAAAAUUAAAAAAGAAGAAGCCAGGGAAAAAGCCAGCAAAGACCUUGGAAAAUGUGUACGCUGAUGUCAUGUUAAAUUAUGCCACAGAUGACACUGCUGCAAAAUUUAAUAAUGCUGUCUUUUCAAAUGCUGUACAAGAAAAAGUACAGAAGAAGAAGAAAUACGGACCUCCUGCAGUUGAUCCCAGUGCUCUUUAUGCUUCAGUUCUCCCAAGAAAACACAAGAAGUAGCAUGUUUUGGUUUCUGGUGUCAUAUCUGUGAGACCGCAGACACCUCAAGGUCCUCAGCUGGCAUGCCUCUAGUUGUCAGCCAUUUCUGAUACUCUAAACUGACCAGUUUUUGUCAAAUGGAGGAGCAAUCUGGAGCUGUGGUGUCUCUGUAAUGAAUGACAACAGCAACAACAAUAAGAGAAAAGAAGAAAUCAACACUUUGGAUGAGGACAGACUCCAUUAGUGCAACAAAAGUGAUCAAAUCUUAUUCACGUGAAGUCUUCACACCAAAUUCAAGUUUGAUUUUUGAAGUUUUCCCAAAAGCUGCUUUCAACCAAACUGCCAGACAAACCAUUCUAUAGAUUAAAAUUUUUCUUUGGUCAAUAAAUAUAUAAGUUUCUUCAUGGCAAAUUAGGCAUUCCUUUAUUCAUCCCUUUGUACAACAUUAUUUAAUAUUAAUAUGUUGGUUUCUGUUCUUUUAAACUAAUGAUGUCUUCUUGCAAAACAGAUGUCCUACUGUAAUAUUUGACCUUGUCCAUGAAGAUCUCUGCUUAUGAAAAAUGACUAAAAUUAGGUCUUCCAUUUUCGUGCCUCAUUAUAUACUUGAUUGAGUAGAGGAUUACAUCCAUCCAUCCAUCCAUUUUCCAACCCGCUGAAUCC